AUGUUUCAGAAUGAUUCCUUGGAACCUGAAAAGGAAGGUCACUCAGUCUUUUCUCCAGCAGAGCACAAUAUUGUGGCAGCUUAUUUGAUCACAGCAGGUGUGAUAAGUAUUCUCAGCAACAUCAUUGUCCUAGGCAUCUUUGUUAAAUACAAGGAACUUCGGACAGCAACGAAUACAAUUAUCAUAAACCUGGCUGUUACUGAUAUAGGGGUUAGCAGUAUUGGUUAUCCCAUGUCUGCUGCUUCAGACCUAUAUGGAAGUUGGAAAUUUGGAUAUGCCGGAUGUCAGAUUUAUGCUGGUUUAAACAUCUUUUUUGGAAUGGCAAGUAUUGGAUUACUCACUGCUGUGGCUAUUGAUCGGUAUCUGACCAUCUGUCAACCUGACCUCGGAAGAAGAAUGACUCCAUAUAAUUAUACCGUAAUGAUUCUGACUGCUUGGGUGAAUGGCUUUUUUUGGGCCUUGAUGCCUAUUAUAGGUUGGGCUGGUUACGCUCCUGAUCCAACUGGUGCUACGUGUACUAUAAACUGGCGGAAGAACGAUGCAUCUUUUGUUUCUUACACAAUGACUGUCAUUGCUAUAAAUUUCAUCAUGCCCUUAAUGGUCAUGUUUUACUGUUAUUACAAUGUUUCUCAAAAGAUGAAACAAUAUACUCCUAGUAGCUGCCCUGAACACAUAAACAGAGACUGGUCAAACCAAGUAGAUGUAACAAAGAUGUCUGUGAUAAUGAUUUUAAUGUUCCUGCUUGCUUGGUCCCCUUAUUCGGUUGUGUGCUUAUGGGCUUCUUUUGGGGACCCAAAGGAGAUUCCUCCAGCAAUGGCCAUUAUAGCCCCUCUCUUUGCAAAAUCUUCCACAUUCUACAAUCCCUGUAUAUAUGUGGCUGCCAACAAGAAGUUCCGGAGAGCAAUAUAUGCAAUGAUGCAGUGUCAGACUCAUCAGUCAGUGUCUGUAUCCAACGCGUUGCCAAUGAACCUAACUUGAGAUAAGCUUUUGAAUUAUGAAAGGAAAAAGAGCCG
Messenger RNA from Trichosurus vulpecula (common brushtail), 1013 nucleotides. RefSeq names its product retinal pigment epithelium-derived rhodopsin homolog (gene RRH). Bases 1 to 978 code for a protein of 325 amino acids. The transcript has 7 exons. Lineage: Eukaryota; Metazoa; Chordata; Mammalia; Diprotodontia; Phalangeridae. Gene Ontology annotation, cellular component: photoreceptor outer segment; membrane. Gene Ontology annotation, biological process: G protein-coupled receptor signaling pathway; visual perception. The record is from RefSeq and is a predicted model, not a curated record. Gene Ontology annotation, molecular function: G protein-coupled receptor activity.